Achroia grisella is the source of this 858-nucleotide messenger RNA. RefSeq names its product cuticle protein 3-like. The record is from RefSeq and is a predicted model, not a curated record. The transcript is spliced from 4 exons. Lineage: Eukaryota; Metazoa; Arthropoda; Insecta; Lepidoptera; Pyralidae. Gene Ontology annotation, cellular component: chitin-based extracellular matrix. The coding region runs from base 1 to 858 and encodes 285 amino acids. Gene Ontology annotation, molecular function: structural constituent of chitin-based larval cuticle.
AUGAAAUUGAUAAGUACAACUGUUGCUUUGGCUCUUUUUGGCCUAACUGGAGCAAUUCAGAUCUACUCGCAACAGAACUACGGUACAUCACCAGCAGUGUACCAAACACCGCAGUAUACCCAGCAAGUGGCAUAUCAACCGCGAGGGUUCAGUAAACAGCAAGAUGGGUACACACAGGCGGCGUAUCAGGGUCAGCAGGUUCAAUCACCAGAAGGGGGUGCGAGGAUACUGAGCCAUAAUGCAGAGAACAACGGUCACAGUUACCAUUACUCUUUCGAGACAGAUAAUGGCAUCCAAACAGAAGAAUCUGGACAAAUAAACAAGGGUACCCAGGCUCGAGGAGCGUAUUCAUAUAGAGGUAAUGAUGGUCAGGUGUACAGUGUGAGGUACACUGCUGAUGAAAAUGGAUUCAGACCCGAGGGUGCCCACCUGCCGACCCCUCCACCUAUACCCGACGCAAUACUCAAAUCUGUAGAACAGAAUGCCUAUAAUGAAGUCAAUGGUAUCUACGAUGAUGGUUCCUACAAACCAAAUUAUCAACAAGCCGUGCAACAAAAUAAUUAUCAGCAGACUACUUAUCAGCAGGCCAGUUAUCAGCCCCAGGUACAACAGCAAAACCAUUUACAGCAAGGCUACCAGCAAAAUGGUUACCAGCAAAAUGCCUAUCUACAAAACAAUUACCAGCAAAGCGUUGCCCAGAAUAUUUACCAGCCUAGCACCAACCACCAAAUUGGAUACCAGCAAAGCGGGUGGAAUAAUGGUGUUCAGCAAAUUCAAGCAAAUUACAAGCAGAAUGCAUACCAACAAAACAUUCCGACAACAAUAAACAUCCCUGCUAGUAAUGGAUAUCAUAAAUAA